AUGGAUAAACACAAUCCUUUGCAACCGUAUGCUUACGACUCAUCUACGAAUGGAGGUGCUAAUUCAGCUCAUAAAACCGAACUGGUACGGAAGACUGAUUUCAAACAGGAAAAAUGCUUUUUAAGCUUUACCCCAAGUCUAAAGAGAAAGAUGGGGGAAAGCUUCAACGAAAAGGAUAACAUCAAGAAGAGAGAAAAAGAUUUUGAUUCGGAUGAAGGUGAAGAUGAAAAAUACGAUCACAAAGAUGUUCUUCAAACAGAAGAUGACCCCCCAAAGGGCACUCUCAAACAAAGACUAAUAUCGAAUUUUCCGAGCAGUCCCCCUUUGGAUGCUCAAAUACCAUCUGAAUUUGGAGAUUGUGAAGAAGCAUUUUAUAUUGCCGAUUCACCUACUUACUUGCCAAGUGACGACAUAAUCAAUACUUCCUUUCUUCAAUCUUCGGUAUCCUUUCAUCAACAUAGAAAUCCAAGUUCAGAUGCAGAUUUCGGGAUUGACAGGUUUAAUAGGUUUAAAAAUCCUAGCAUAAAUCAAUGUCCAUCUACAGAUAAAGACAGAGACAGAAUAGAAGAAUACGAAUCUCAACAGAAAUCAACCUUAUUGAAAGCAAAAGAAUUGGUAUUAGAGGCUUUUGAAAACAUACAGCCAAAUAUCAACUUAGAGGGUAUGGGUCUACAUGAUUUGCCUGAGGAGAUUAAAGAUUUUGAUAAAUUAGUGAUCUUUGAAACUGAGCCAAUUAGUCAAAUUUCUUACCAAUUGUAUCUAACUAAUAAUAAGUUGACAGAUCUCCCGCCAUCAUUAUUCAAAUUUAGCAAGCUUAAUGUGUUGGGACUUAGACAAAAUAAGCUAACACGCAUCCCUCCUUUGGUUAGGAAGCUUAGGAACAUGACAGAUCUAUAUAUAGGCACAAACAGAUUGCAGUACCUUCCUCCUGAGAUAUUAGAUCUUCCUUCUUUGAGCACUUUCAGGGCUGGACCGAACCCAUAUAUUAAGGUUCACGAGGAUGCGAUUCCUAUUUGUUCUUCAAAAAACGCGUCUUCUAAGCGAUUGAAGUAUAUAUCUAAAUUGAAAUGGAUAUCUAUGGAAAGAAGCAAAGUGCCUUCUUUGAAAGCGAUCUGUCUAAACAUAAUUGCAAAUUAUGAUGUCUCCUAUCAAGAGACCAAGAAUUGGAAGAAAUCAACACCUAAACUUUACCACAACUCGAUUAUAAAGGCAAUAGCAAAGGGUCAAUACGAGGAGACAUGCAGCGAAUGCGAUAAUAUUGUGGUCGAUCCUGUGGCUUACUCUAUAGAGUGGUGGGACUUUUUGCUGAACAGGGAGAUUCCAAUUAGAAGAGAAUUUUGCAGCGGAAAAUGCGCUGAAAAAUGGGAAGCAAGAACAAUAACGAAUAUAGAUGAUUCAUGA
Priceomyces carsonii is the source of this 1401-nucleotide messenger RNA. RefSeq lists its product as uncharacterized. Bases 1 to 1401 code for a protein of 466 amino acids. Lineage: Eukaryota; Fungi; Ascomycota; Pichiomycetes; Serinales; Debaryomycetaceae. The record is from RefSeq and is a predicted model, not a curated record. The transcript has a single exon. Gene Ontology annotation, molecular function: protein binding.